CGUUAUUUUGGAUGAUAGCGCGCGCAACACCGAAUACAUAAACGACAAGCAGAAGUUUGGGCUCCUCUCGAAACAGCCUGCAAUUUUUGAAUUGGCAGAGGUUUGCAUCCGGCUGAGGCACCAUGCUAGACGGCGGUCAGUUUGUGGAGGCGCUUGGUCGCCUGGGUUACCCCGGCGCGACGUCGCUCAAGGGCUCGUCGUUCGACUGGCUGUUCGACUGCGCCCCGGAGAACCUGCACUUCUUACGCUUCGUCUGCCGCACUCUCGGCAGAGCCAACGUCUUAGCGCCAGAGGAGGCUCGCGCCUUCCGUGAGCUUCAAAAGUCGGGGAAGCCCUUACUAGACGAGGCGGCUCUUGGACAGGUCCUCAAGACCGUUGGGCCCGCCGACGGGAGCAACGCGUCACAGACCUGGUUCGUGACGGGGGAGAACGACGCCAGUGUGGAGGAGCUGGAGGCCAAGCUACAGGCGCUGCAGCGGGAGAAGGUUCUGAAGCAGCGUCGCCACAGCAAGCUCCAGGUCCUGGCCACGGCCCGGGGAGACGCCGGUCUGCGGCUCUCGGCCGAGCAGGAGAGGGCGUCCGCCCUGCUGAAGGAGGGCAUGGCCGCCGUGGGGGCUGAGAACGCCAACGCCAACGCUCUUUUGGAGAAUCUCACAGAGGAGGUGGGAAGGCUGGCCUCGUACCUCCCGGCUCAACCGGAAGUCCCCCCGGGAAAGAAAUCCGGGGUCGCCGUUGCUCCCACCCCCGCUGGGCCAAAGGCAGCCGCGCCCCGCCGCUUCCAGCUGAUCUCCCAGCUGUCCCUGGAUCCCUACCUGCACCAGGAGGAGCUCAACACCAAAACACUGUCCGCCUUCACCCAGAAGCAGUUCUUCAGGGGGAUCUCCGACAUGGUGGAGACCUGCUCGGACGGCUGCCGGCUGCUGGACCUCAGCUCCUGCGACGGGAGAGAAGGGGAGGAGGAGGAGGAGGAGGAGGAGUUUGAGGAGAAUGAGAAGGGAGGUGGCGGCGAUGCGGUGGAGCGGCGUAGGACCGAGAUGGCCAGGCUGCAGUGGGCCUUCAUCGUGGGCCAGCAUCAGCUGCUGCAGGCCACAGCUGAGGAGCACAGCCUCAAGGCCGGGCUGGCCUGGCUCUCAGAGACAGGCUCACGGGCCAAGAGCAUGCUGGCCUCCUCGUCGCUGGCGGUGCGCGAGGCGGUGUCCCGGCGCCAGCUGCAGGCGGUGGAGGCGGAGCUGGAGGCGCUGGUCCGCGGGCGGCUGCCCGGCGUGCUGCGGGAGGCGUCACGGCUGCUCAACGUGCCCGUGGUGAGGGGGGACCUGGCCCUGCAGCUGGCCCGCCAAGACUACUACACCUCCAGGCAGGACCAGGUGCGUGACUACCUGCUCCGCCAGAAGUCUCUGUUUGACCUGCUCCUGCUAGCCCUGGAGGUGGAGCUGAGAGGGUGGAGGACGGCGCUGAAGCAGCUGGGGGACACCCGGCACCGGCUGUCCCUGGAGAGCGAGCAGGCGGCGCUCAGGGCCGACGCCCUGGCCCAGCCAGAGCUGGUCCCCAACCCCAGGCCCAGCCCCAUCAUCAGCUGCCAGGACGCCAGCUUCAGCAGACUGCUGCAGGUCCUGGAGGGCUCCAGGUGCGGUGCGGGCCAGGGCCCAGCGGAGCCCUUCCGGACCCACGAGGCCCUGGACCAGGCGGCGCUGGACCUGUCCGCCGACCUCCAGGCGGCCCGGGAGGCGCUGGCCGGGGCGGCCCGCCAGCAGGGCUACACGGCCGCCCGUCUGCAGGGCGACUGUGAGGCGCUGCACCGCGCCACCUACACGGAGCUCCAGCAGCUGGUGCUGGAGCCGCAGGUAUGUCCCACGGCCGGGGCCGGCCAGGAGCUGCUCUGCCCCAAUGCACAGGAGCUGAGCCUCAACCUGGCGGACGCCGAGUCCCAGCUCCAGCGGCUGCAGCGGCUGAUGCAGGACAUCAUGGGCGAGGUGAGGGCCAAGCGCUCCCAGCUGGAGCGCAGCGCCGCCCUCAGGCGGGAGAGGGACCUCUACGUCUACUUCCACCUGGACCCCCGGCUCCUGCAGCGGGCCGUGAAGGACCAGGAGGCCAAGGCGGCCGGCAGGAAAGGGCAGCACUGACGGCGGGCGCGCCCUUCAUAAAUCAGCCAUAGCCAUAACCGUGAACACAGCAGCGCCGCCACGUCCAGUCUGCGUGGACUACUGUCGGCCUGAAGAAUCGAAUGCGCCUCAAUUUGACCCCUAAUCUUUCUUUAAACACGAGUGCGUCAACACUGGUCCUCUAACAAGCGCACAAGAGGAAAUGUUCUCCCCUCGUGUACUGUCACUCACAGCGGUAUCUGGAUGGGAGCUGUUUAAACUGAGCUCAGACGUGGAGGGAGAGACGGCGCGUUUGAAUCCGGCUAUUUGAAUGUUCUCUCAUUCUGUAAUCCCUUAUCUCAGCUUAACUAAUCGUUAUAAUAAAGUUAGAACUUCUCUAUGUAUUCUUGUACUAUUUAAAUAUGUAUGUUUCUGGAUUAAACGCUAUUGAGCAUAAUCAAAUCA
Gadus morhua (Atlantic cod) is the source of this 2543-nucleotide messenger RNA. RefSeq names its product HAUS augmin-like complex, subunit 3 (gene haus3). Bases 123 to 2120 code for a protein of 665 amino acids. Gene Ontology annotation, biological process: spindle assembly; microtubule organizing center organization. The transcript has 6 exons. Lineage: Eukaryota; Metazoa; Chordata; Actinopteri; Gadiformes; Gadidae. The record is from RefSeq and is a predicted model, not a curated record. Gene Ontology annotation, cellular component: mitotic spindle; HAUS complex; microtubule organizing center.